AUGUCCAGACGCAAUCGAGGUGCUGCAGGAACGACCUUCGUCAACAAUGUCCGCGGACCCACAAGUGCAUUGACCAGCUUCCUCAAUGAGCGAGGCAUCCGUCGAGCCAACCCUGCCCCUGCUCCUCCUGUCGCAACCCCACCCGAGAACCAAGACGACAACGAAGAUAAUGAUGAUGACGAGCCUGCAUCACCUCCGAAUCAUACGGCUUCGUCUUCCUCCUCCUCUACACCAGCACCUGCUACUUCGUCUCGGCCUACUCGGACUGCUCGCCUCACUCGUGGCAGGAACUUGCCUGCCCGGUCCACAGGAGUAUCCCAGUCUAACGAAGCUGACGGUGUCGACGAUGGUUCGGACUCUAGUGAUUCUGAUGAGGAUGACGACUCUGAUAGCGAUAAUAAGAACCUCAUCCCUAUUGCUAUCUCUGCUUCCACUACCCGAGCUGUCCGCACCACACGCAGUCGAGUUGCUGUGGUUGUGGCCUCGUCCUCGUCUUCGAACGCUGUAGCCUCAUCUUCGACUGCCAAGGCUAAGGCAGCCGCCUCCAAGAAACGGCCACGAAAGAAGGACGCCUCAGAUGACUCUGACGAUGAGGACUUUCACGACAUCACUGGACAUAUCACCCGCUCGAACUUCAGUCACAAGGGGAGGAUGCCUCAAGGGUCCAACAAGAUAGUGUUUUGUUCCCGAUGCCGAGCCAGGUUCACCAUCAAGGCCGGCACUACCCCCGCGGUGGAUGAGGAUGAUGGGGGACUCCUUUGUCCUACUUGUGCUGGUACAGAAUCGCCAGGUCCCUCCAAGAAUGCCCUGCCCAAAGCCAAGCCUGUCAAGCGAGCUCGUCGAAAGGCUCAAAAGGCUGAGAUCGAGUGUCAAAUUCCAAGUCUACAAGAUCUGUGCAUUCAGAAAAUUGCAAACAGCAUUGAGGAUGUGGAAGCCUUUGGUGACAUUAGCGACCUCAGCUUGGACAAGAUUUGCAAGAUUAUCAGUCGCAACCGGUCGUUGAACGCGGACACUCUCCAGCUCUUCCUCGAUUCGCGCCACAACGAGCUCACCCUCUACGACUGCACCGAUAUUACGGCGGUCGGACUGCAGAAUAUUGCACAGUUUUGUCCCAACCUGCGUUCUCUCAAGCUCAAGCUGUGCGGUAGAAUCACGAACGAGGUCAUGGACUACUACAUCGAGCAUCUCACCAAGCUGACGUCUUUGAUGCUCAUCGGACCUAUCCUCAUCCUCGAACACACCUACAUCACACUGUUUGAGACUAUUGGCGAGCGGUUCGAGAAGUUUGAGCUCAAGGGUUCAUCCCGGUUCUCUCUCAAGGCGAUCAAGGCCCUUUGCGACAGUUGUCCCAACAUAACCCAUCUCCGACUCGGCGACUGCAACUUGAUGGAUGACGAGUGGUUGGAGCCUAUCGCCGGUCUGACCAAGCUCAAGUCGCUGCGUAUCCGCAACCCUGAGCCGGACAAGUUGACAACACCAGCUGUUGUGAAGCUGAUCCAGGUGGUUGGAUCGGGUCUUGAGGAGUUGGAGCUGAAGGGCUGCAAUGGCCUUACGGAUGAAGUCUUGGUGGAUGCUAUCCGACCGUGCUGUGUCCGCGUUGAGAGGCUCAACCUGUCUGGCUGCGAGGAGUUGACGACUGAUGGAGUGGAGGCGCUGUUUAAGGAAUGGAGUGUCAACCCUGGAUUGGCCUAUGUCAAUCUCGAGAAUUGUGUGAUGUUGAAGGAUGAAGCAUUGAUGGCGGUCACUGAGCACUCGGGUGAUAGGUUGGAGGAGCUGAACUUGAGUGGUAUGGAUGAGCUCACCAAGGACGCUCUGCGAACCUUGACGCGAUGUGUCAACUUGAUAGAACUGGACGCGAGCUGGGUCCGAGCUAUGGAUGAUGAUACUAUGGAGCAGCUGGUGGACGCGGCACCGAGACUGGCCAAGGUGACUGUGUGGGGAGACCAUCGGUUGACUGAGUGCUGCUCGUCUCGGAAGGGACUGAGGGUUGUUGGACGCGAAGGUGACUAUGUCGACCUGCGCUUUCUCUAA
Linnemannia hyalina is the source of this 2031-nucleotide messenger RNA. The record is from the annotation of a GenBank genome assembly. Lineage: Eukaryota; Fungi; Mortierellomycota; Mortierellomycetes; Mortierellales; Mortierellaceae.